AUGCAGAUCACGAACCUCUUCCUCUCUGCCCUGGCUGCAGCCACCGCAGUCUCUGGCUCCCCCGUUGCUAAGCGCGAGUCGAAGUCUAUGAUGGCCGCCGUUCCCGAGUGGACUAUCGAGAAGUUCACUCGUUCUUGCAACGCCGAGGACACAUCCUGCGACUACAGCUUCACCAUCAACACUCACACUGCGGAUCCUACCCCCUGCAAAUUCACCACUACCGGCUCUCCCGCUAGCAGAGCCGCUUCCAAUGCUAAGUGCGGUGCCUACACUGUCACCUCGGGCUGGAGCGGCCAGUUCGGCCCUGAUGCCGGCUUCACCACCUUCUCCGUCACCGACCAGAAGCUGAUUGUCUGGCCCGCCUACACCGAUAAGCAGCUCGUCAACGGCCAAGCCGUCACUCCUGACCAGAGCUACGCCCCCCAGAACCUUCCUUGA
Messenger RNA from Colletotrichum truncatum, 438 nucleotides. RefSeq lists its product as uncharacterized. NCBI's taxonomy places the organism in Eukaryota, Fungi, Ascomycota, Sordariomycetes, Glomerellales, Glomerellaceae. The record is from RefSeq and is a predicted model, not a curated record.